CAGGAAGUGAGCCCAAUCUGAUAGGCAGGAACCAAGGCUUAUCACAGAGGGAGGCGGGGCUUUAAGGGGGACCUGGGUCCUGAUGCUGCUGCUAGGGCUCUUGGAGACAGUGGGGACCAUGGGGCUUGUGGCAUGCAGAGGGGACUGAGCCUCUGCCUGUGAAGAGGCCUCCACUCUGUGACCCCCUCCCCCCCCACCAUGAUGGAGCCCCUGAAAGAGCGGGCUGCGUGGUGCGCAGGGUACCGGGGGGAGGAGGCCCUGGCUGAAAGGAGACCUUUGCUGCAAGAGGACACUGGCCAGGAUGGUGUUGAUAUGGGGAUUGAGCCCACAGGCUGGGAGUCAGACGAACCAGAGUUAGAGGAGAAUGCAGAUGGCACAGAUCCUGUCCGGGUCCUGAUGCUGCCACUUCAGGCCCAUCAUGCCAUGGAGAAGAUGGAAGAAUUUGUCUUGAAGGUUUGGGAGGGCCGUUGGUGUGUCAUGCCUUAUGAUGUGUUGCCUGACUGGCUAAAGGACAAUGACUUCCUCCUGCAUGGGCAUCGGCCGCCCAUGCCUUCAUUUCGGGCCUGUUUCCGCAGCAUCUUUCGCCUCCACACGGAGACUGGCAACAUCUGGACACAUCUGCUUGGAUUCCUUUUCUUCCUGGUCUUGGGCAUUGGAUACAUGAUCAGUCCCAACAUGAAAUAUGUUGCUCCCGUCCAGGAACGUGUUGUCUUUGGCAUGUUCUUCUUGGGAGCCAUUCUUUGCCUCUGUUUCUCCUGGCUCUUCCAUACUGUCUACUGCCACUCUGAAAAGGUGUCCCGCACCUUUUCCAAACUGGAUUACUCUGGAAUCGCCCUCCUCACCAUGGGCAGUUUUGUCCCUUGGCUGUAUUACUCCUUCUACUGCUCGCCGCAACCCCAACUCAUCUACCUCAUCAUCAUUUGUGUGCUGGGCAUCACCGCCAUCAUGGUGUCGCAAUGGGACCACUUUGCCACUCCACAGUACCGGGCAGUCCGGGCAGGGGUGUUUCUAGGCCUAGGGCUGAGCGGACUGGUGCCCACUCUCCAUUUCAUGAUCACCGAAGGCUUCAUCAAGGCCACCACAGUGGGACAGAUUGGGUGGCUGUUCCUUAUGGCUGUCCUCUACAUCCUGGGGGUUGCCCUAUAUGCUGCCCGCAUCCCUGAACGCUUCUUCCCGGGCAAGUGUGACAUAUGGUUCCACUCCCACCAGAUCUUCCACGUGCUGGUGGUAGCAGCAGCCUGCGUCCAUCUACACGGGGUCUCCCAGCUGCAGGCAUUCCGCUCAUCACUGGGUGGCAGCUGCACCGAGAACACUGUACUCUGAUUCCCUGGAGGCCAGACUGACCACCACCUCUGGAUGACAACCAGCCCUAUUGGUGGCCUUGCACACUGUACUCAAACAUGGACCAAGAGGGUGGGGCCUCUCUGAAAGGGCACAGCACCUGUUUGAGGAGGGGCGUGUUUCUCUCCCCUUCCUUUUCUUUCCUUUUUCAAAAAAUCUAUAUUGCGUCCCAGGUAUUUGCAGCGGGGAGCCCUCCUUUCCUCCCAGUCAGGGCAACCCUUCUGUGUACAUUGCCGGGAGGUAUUUUAGAUUACAUGGGGAACCAAAGGAAUGGACAAUAGUUGGGAUUGAAAUAGUCCUUUGAAACAGUUUAAGAACAACCCACCCACUCCAGUAUUUUAAAGUGUGGGAUGGAUGGAUGCAUGACCCUGCCUAUGGGCCAAAGAGAUUAUGUUUUUAAUCCAUGGAGAGACCUCGUUUGGGCCUGACCAGGCCCUCUGUGUUUGUUUAGUCAUUAUUUAUUAAAUGCUGUCCCUUUAAGAGGGAUUUAUUUAAACUGGACACUAAGGGGUAUGUGCUCUGCUCAAAGGUACAGCAACUCCUGUUUUGCUCAAAACAAAAUGGGAUCUAUUGGGCAAGGGAUCUUGAGGCCAGGACUUCUAGCUUCUGUGCCCAGGGAGAAAGGUGGAUUAACUGCACUAUAGGUAGAUACCAGGAAUCCUGGGUUCUCUCUAAGACCUAGUGGGGACAUAGAUUUAGGAGCAAAAUCCAUUGUCCAGUCCGAAAACAAUGCAUGAGAGACUUGCAUAUUGUUUCCACCCUGGUACAGAGGGUGUCGGGCCAGAAAGAACCAGAAUAGGGAUAGAUACAGAUGGUGGGCUCCAGUUGCUUAUAUGUACCCUAACAAACAUGUGCGUAUCUAAGUCUAUGUUAGCAAGGGCCAAAAGCCAGGUUUCCUGGGCCCUGAUUCCUGCUAGAAGGAAAAUGUAGUAAGCACUUUGAAAAAGGGGAAAUCUAAGUAUUAUGGCUGGGAAGAAAAUAACAGAAUGCCUUUCUUACACAUAAAAGGGACAGACUCUUGGGCUGAGGGAACUUCUCUGUGGGGACAUAGACUGUGACCUGUAUCCUUUCACCAGCAAUUUAACAGCCCAGAGACUAAUAAUAAUAAUAUUUAUUAGUUAGCUGCCCCACAACAAAUUGUUAUGUGGGCGGCUCACAACACAGCAUUAAAACAUCCAAUAAAAACACAUAAAACACAUCAAAUCACAACAAACACACAAUCAACCAAUUUAAAAACUUCUUGGUUUUUUUUUUUUUAAAUCAAUUUUAAAAAGCCUGAGUGCACAGAAAGGUCUUCACCUGGUGUCUAAAAGAACAAAGUGAUGGUGCCAGGCGAACCUCACUGGAGAGGCUGUUCCAUAAACGGGGUGCAACCACCAAAAAGUCCCUCUCCCUAGUAGCCACCUGCCUCACCUCGUUUGGCAGGGGCACUCAGAGCAGGCCCUCUGAAGAUCUUAAGGUCCGAAUCAGGGCAUAAGGGGCAAGGCACUCUCUCAGGUAACCCAAGCUGGCUGUUGUAAUCUAGUUCCCAGCUCUUUAUCAGGUGGUUUGCUUCUGGACAGGACUAGCACCACCCAAGAAGAAUAGCAGGCGGCAUUCUUCCUCUCCCCUCAGACCAGUGGUACCAGGGCCUCUUUUUAUCUAGGGGAUGCAGCAGAUGCACCACGUUCAGGCCCCCAUUUGAUUCUCCUUACACUUCAUGAAGUGUUGAAUAAAAGACCCUUGUCAGAUCUCUGCUCUUUGGGAGAAUGAGGUGCCAGAAGCAUGCCCUGGCCUCGAAAUAAGGAUCUGGACAAUGUCCUAAUGAGAAGGGAGCACUCUUUAUUUUGCACACAGCCCCCCCCCCCCAAGUUAGAAGGUCUGAGUGGCUCCAGUGGCUGUCCAUGGCAGCAGAGUAUUGCACCCCCGUCAUGUGAAUAUCAGCUGCUCAGUAGUUCUUUAGAUCAGACUCCAUGGUAGGAAAGCAAAGGCUGGGCUGGAUUCUGAAUAUUUUACUUGGUGAGUCUCUGUUAUCAAAUCCAAGCCUCGAUGGGCUCCAACAUCAAUAAUGCCAGUGCCUCAAAUGUCUCGGACAAAAGACAAUGCCACAGCCUGAUGAACAAGACUCAGAGGACAAAUAGAUUAUUCCCCUUCUUCACCCCUACCCCCACCUGCUCUGUAUACAAUUGAUCUUGAUAAUGUGUUACAGCUUCAAGGCACUGGGAAUCAAAAUAUGGGAAGGGAGGGUCUAGUGCAGGGGUUCUCAAACUUGGGUCCCCAGAUGUUGGUGGACUUCAACUCCCAUAACCCCCAACCACAAUGGCAUUUGGCCAUUAUGGCUGGGGAUUAUGGGAGUUGAAGUCCACCAACAUCUGGGGACCCAAGGUUGAGAACCCCUGGUCUAGUGGACUGGAGGGGAGUAGCCACAACUUCUGGAUUCUGUUUCUAUUGGAGUCUACCAAUCAGAAGGGUGGAGUGAGGUGUCGGGGUGGGGGGAGGUGAAUGUUGGAAAGACAAUCUUCUCGCUUAUUUGUGAAUCCAGCUCUCUGCCUUACAAUGAACAAUCAUGGGAAACUGUGUUAUCUAAGAGAAGGUAUUUGUUUUGAAUGAGCUGCUGCCAUCUUCCUUUAGAUUGGUAAUUCCAGCCAGAUCUUAGGGCUAAAGAAGCCAAACCAGCUCCCCUUUGCCACCAUGCCAUGUCCAGUGGUAGGCACUUUGAAUUUUGUCACAAGGACAAUCUCCAAGCUGGCAGCAGCUCCUCAGGUGAAAUGGGGUGUGUUGAGAAAGAAGCUUAUCUGGUGAUGUUACAAAAUGAAGGCUCCGAAUCCUGCCCCUCAUUGCAAUGAUCUUUGUGUCUGCAGGGGGAUCGGGGCAGGGCCAUCAACUAACACAGGGCUGCACAACAACUGGUGACCUACCAAGCCAAAUACAGCUCACCAGCUGUGUAUUGUGACUGUCCAAGUGCUUGACAAUCCUCUCUGCUUUUGCAGUUCCAGGCAGGCAGCCUGGUAGGCAGCAAAAACAAGAGGUUUAUUGUGCGUCUAUUUGUAUGUGCUAAUGGGCUGCAUUUGGAUUAGCAUCUCACAAACAGUUCAGGCCUGACAUAACAGGACAUAUGUGUCAGUAGCUUCCCCUGAGAUGAGGGAACUGAGGUUAAGAGACCUUUUCUAGUUCUUUCACAGUCUUCCCACCCCAUCUCCUGACUUUUCUCUGGAAGCUGCAUUUGACUUUGUGAAUUACUUGCAACCCUGUGACUUCAGUUGGCUCUGGAGUCAGACUGAAAAAACAAAGCCAUUGUCCCACAAGGGGCUAGAGCAGGAGCCGUGGUUCUGUUACCAGAGAUGGGAGGGAUGGAGGCUGGAGCUACAACCCUGAGUGCCACAGCGGUUUAGAAAGGGCACUGGGGCUUAACGGCUUCGGGCUGGAGCAAACAAGGCUCUUAACACAUCGGAAAAGGAGAUGUGUUGGUCAUUGUCCUCAAUAAGAGGUUUCCUAGGCCUGGGUUUCGCUUUUCCAACUGAGUUCGCUCCCAAGCAGGGCACCUGCACAGCCACUGAAACCGAAUUGCUCUGUACAUAAUGAACCGUGAGUCUCUUUGUGAGCUGUUCUCUAAAUACAUCACUUCCUCAUCCUACUGUUUCUGUUCCACAUUGCCCCCCUCAUACCCUCACCAUUAUCUUUGUGGGAAGCGCCAAGGAGCGCCUUUGUUUUUAAGAGUUUGGUUAUUUUUCUACUGGCCAUUGUGAUAAAAAUGCUUAGAAGCCAGACACUUUAAAAAAAAGGAAGAAAAAUGUAAAAAUAUUUACAGUGUAAUAUUAAUAAUUAUAAUAAUAAUAAAAACUUGUUUCCCUACAUUGA
Messenger RNA from Hemicordylus capensis (graceful crag lizard), 5178 nucleotides. RefSeq names its product adiponectin receptor protein 1-like. The transcript has 8 exons. Bases 199 to 1323 code for a protein of 374 amino acids. Gene Ontology annotation, molecular function: signaling receptor activity. NCBI's taxonomy places the organism in Eukaryota, Metazoa, Chordata, Lepidosauria, Squamata, Cordylidae. The record is from RefSeq and is a predicted model, not a curated record. Gene Ontology annotation, cellular component: plasma membrane. Gene Ontology annotation, biological process: adiponectin-activated signaling pathway.